AUGUCCACUACUAUCGAUUACGGAAAGAUUAAACAAUUCGCUGCGCGUUAUCCUAAACCUAAUGGCGUGUCUUUUUCUUAUGGAACAGCCGGUUUUCGCACAAAGGCGGAACUCUUGGACUCGGUAAUCUUUCGUGUUGGCAUCUUGGGUGCGCUCCGUUCAAAGAAACUUGAUUCAAAAACUAUCGGUGUCAUGAUAACUGCAUCACAUAAUCCGGAAGAAGAUAAUGGUGUCAAGCUUGUGGAUCCAUACGGUGAAAUGCUCGAACAAAAAUGGGAGAUAUACGCAACUCAAUUGGCAAAUGCACAUAAUGCCGAUGUGUUAGUAAAUGUUAUUAAAGAUAUCGUAACCGUAAAUGAUAUCGAUCCUACGAAAGAGUCCACGGUGGUAUAUGCUCGCGAUACAAGACCAAGCGGCGUAAGACUGGUAGAAGCUCUUGAACAUGGAUUGAAGGCAGUUAACGCCAAUCUAGUGAACUUUGGAAUAAAAACUACACCUCAACUUCAUUAUGUCACUCGAUGUUACAAUACUCUAGGUACCGAGGCUUCAUAUGGUGAACCAACAGAGGAAGGCUAUUACAAAAAACUUGCGAUCGCUUACCGUAAGAUUGUGGAAGGUUUGCCGCGACUUCCUAAAAUUAAAGUAGAUGCAGCGAACGGUGUAGGUGCACCGAAACUUAGGGAACUCGCGAAAUUUAUUGAUGAGGAUAUUUUAGAUGUCGAAGUUAUCAAUGAUGAUAUUGAUACGAGGGGAAAAUUGAAUUUUCAGUGCGGCGCAGACUUUGUAAAAACUCAACAAAGGGUUCCACUUGGCUUAGUUUUACCAGCUGAACAGCGAGCUGCUUCGCUAGAUGGUGACGCUGAUCGAAUAGUUUACUACUAUAACGACUCGGACGGUACAUUUAAACUUCUGGAUGGUGACAAGAUCGCCAGUUUAGCUGCUGGUUUUAUCAUGGAAUUGAUAAAGGCAUCAGGUCUCGAAGAGAUCAAUGUCGGUGUUGUUCAAACUGCAUAUGCUAACGGAAGCUCUACAAAUUAUCUCACAAAAGUUUUGGGGGUUCCCGUAUCUUGCGUUUCUACAGGGGUAAAGCAUCUUCAUCAUGAAGCUGAAAAGUAUGACGUUGGUGUAUAUUUUGAAGCUAACGGUCAUGGGACUGUUUUAUUUAGUCCAAGUUCACAAGCCAGAAUUCGUAAAGCAGAAGGAAAAACGCCAGAAAAUAUUAGUGCAUUAGAGAAAUUACGUGCUCUGAUCGAUCUAAUUAAUCAAACCGUCGGUGAUGCGCUUUCCGACUUGUUACUCGUUGAAGCAAUUCUCACGUAUCGACGAUGGACGCCUAAACAAUGGGAUCAAGCAUACACCGAUCUGCCAAAUCGUUUGGUAAAAGUUGUGGUUUCAAAUCGGCACAUUUUUAAAACCACCGAUGCCGAAAGAAAACUACUUGAGCCCAAAGGAUUGCAAGAAAAGAUUGACCUAUUGGUGCAACAAUACAAAGACGGACGAUCUUUUGUGCGUCCAUCUGGUACCGAAGAUGUCGUGAGAGUAUAUGCAGAAGCAGCCACUCGCCAUGGAUGUGACGAGCUUGCAUUCAAAGUUGCUGGACUUGUGUAUGACGAAGCAGGUGGAAUCGGCGGACGACCAACAGAAUUUUUGUAA
Molecule: messenger RNA, 1653 nt
Organism: Ambispora leptoticha
Lineage: Eukaryota; Fungi; Glomeromycota; Glomeromycetes; Archaeosporales; Ambisporaceae
Source: the annotation of a GenBank genome assembly